This is a messenger RNA of Cyclopterus lumpus (lumpfish), 5736 nucleotides long. RefSeq names its product nemo-like kinase, type 2 (gene nlk2). The record is from RefSeq and is a predicted model, not a curated record. Gene Ontology annotation, biological process: intracellular signal transduction; protein phosphorylation. Gene Ontology annotation, cellular component: cytoplasm; nucleus. Lineage: Eukaryota; Metazoa; Chordata; Actinopteri; Perciformes; Cyclopteridae. The transcript has 11 exons. Bases 688 to 2160 code for a protein of 490 amino acids. Gene Ontology annotation, molecular function: ATP binding; MAP kinase activity.
CGCCUAAUCCCACCGCCAAAGAGCAGCUGAGAGAGGGGUGUCGCGCGCGUUCACCAUGUCGGAUGUUUAUUUAUAAAACAAAAUAGUUUCACAGCCUCGGUGGAGACGGAGCGACGCCGCCGGCCGGAAAGUAGAGCUCCGAAGCGGGGCGGCAGCGGCGGAGGGAUCUUGGGGGACGCGGCUCGUCCGGUCGCCGCGGAUGACCGAGGCCCGGGCCCGCCCGCUUGUUGUGGUCUGGGCUCGGAUACGGCUCCAGUGCGACCCGGAUCAGCGGCGUUAAUCACGGCUCGGAGAUUACCCUGGCCUGCACCACCAGGAGGAGGAGGAGGAGGAAGAGGAGGAGGAGGAGGAGGAGGGAGGAGGACCAGUGGGGGGGGCAAAGUUAGAAAAGAUGAAGGCGCCGCUCCCCACGUGACCCACUUUGACUCACACCUUAAAUCAGGACUGGGAGGCUGGCACGGCUCCAGCAUGAGGGACGUCUAGGGGUUUGUUAUUAGUAUUUAUUAAGGGGGGGGCAGGUUGUUGUUCUUCUUUGGUUCGGCCCCCUGCACAGACCCGCUGAGCACGCACACAGUAGUUGGGAGGAAGUGGGUCAGGCUGCCGAUCUGCUUCCUUUAAGUUCUCCAUCCUCUUCAUCCUCAUCCUCAUCCUCACUUUGCAGUGGAUGGCUCUCGCCAGCACGUCGACAUGAUGGCCGCUUACACCGGUGGCUCCUCCGCGGUGGCCGCGCAUCACCCGCACCACCACCAGCAGCUCCCGCACCUCCCGCCUCCUCCCCCCCACGUGCACCACCACCACAGCCACCACGCGGGCCAGCACCACCUGCAGCACGGCGCCGCCGCGGUGAUGCUCAAUCCCGGUCAGCAGCAGCCGUACUUCCCGUCUCCAGCACCGGGACAAGCCCCCGGACCGGCGGCCGCCGCGGCUCCGGUCAAAGCGCACCAUCACCGGCAGCAGCAGCCGCAGCACCUGCAGCCGCAGCUGGACAUCGAGCUGGACCGGCCCAUCGGGUACGGGGCGUUCGGGGUCGUCUGGUCGGUGACGGACCCAAGAGACGGAAAGAGAGUCGCCCUCAAAAAGAUGCCCAAUGUCUUCCAAAACCUGGUUUCUUGCAAGAGGGUGUUUCGGGAGCUGAAGAUGCUGUGCUUCUUCAAGCAUGAAAACGUCCUCUCCGCUUUGGACAUUCUACAACCUCCUCACAUCGACUACUUUGAAGAAAUCUAUGUGGUGACUGAACUCAUGCAAAGUGACCUCCAUAAGAUCAUCGUAUCACCUCAGCCUCUGAGCUCGGACCACGCCAAGGUUUUCCUCUAUCAGAUUCUACGAGGACUGAAAUAUCUUCAUUCUGCUGGAAUUCUCCACCGAGACAUCAAGCCUGGAAACCUCCUGGUCAACAGCAACUGUGUGCUCAAGAUCUGUGACUUCGGCCUGGCCCGGGUGGAGGAGUCGGACGAGUCUCGGCACAUGACUCAGGAAGUGGUGACGCAGUACUACAGAGCGCCAGAGAUCCUCAUGGGGAGCCGCCAUUACUCCAACUCCAUCGACAUCUGGUCGGUGGGCUGCAUCUUCGCUGAGCUGCUGGGGAGACGCAUCCUCUUCCAAGCCCAGAGUCCCAUCCAGCAGCUGGAUUUAAUCACAGACCUGUUGGGGACGCCCUCCAUGGAGGCGAUGAGGACGGCGUGUGAAGGCGCUCGUGCACACGUUCACAGAGGACCUCACAAACAGCCGUCGCUCCCGGUCCUGUACACGCUGUCCGGCCAAGCCACCCACGAGGCGGUGCACCUCCUCUGCAGGAUGCUGGUGUUCGACCCGUCCAAGAGGAUCUCGGCGAAGGACGCCCUGGCUCACCCGUACCUGGACGAGGGUCGCCUGCGCUACCACACCUGCAUGUGCAAGUGCUGCUACACCACGUCGUCCGGCCGAGUUUACACCAGCGACUUUGAGCCCGUCACCAAUCCCAAGUUUGAUGACGGCUUCGAGAAGAACCUGAGCUCCGUGAGACGGGUCAAAGAGAUCAUCCACCAGUUCAUCCUGGAGCAGCAGAAGGGGAGUCGAGUGCCGCUCUGCAUCAACCCUCAAUCAGCUGCUUUCAAAAGCUUCAUCAGCUCCACCGUGGCUCAGCCCUCUGAGAUGCCUCCGUCUCCGCUGGCGUGGGAGUAACAUCCUCCUCCUCCUCCUCCUCCUCCUCCUCCUCCUCCUCUUCCUCCUCCUCCUCUUCCUCCUCCUACUCCUCCUCUUCCUCCUCCUCCUGUCGUCCAUCGUAGCGUUUCACUGGAGCAGGACUCGUAGGUCUGCACCCGGACUGUUUCUUUAGGGGGUCCUAUUAUUAUUAUUAUUAUUAUUAGGGGGGGGUUGUUAGGGACGAAAUGAUCUGUAGACCAAAUCAGAAUGUGUCAUCUGGCAUGUAUAUUAAUAUAUACACAUAUAUAUAUAUUAAUAUACAUUUAAAGAAAAAAAGAUGUCUAUUUUAACAUUGGCUCUGCGUUACGUCAUUCCCCCCCCCCCCAACUAAUGAGCCAAAGAUCAGCAGCCUGAUGUGAAGGAGGUUCUGGGUGUGUGGCGGAACCGUGAAGGAGGUUCUGGGAGGAACCGUGAAGGAGGUUCUGGGUGUGUGGCGGAACCGUGAAGGAGGUUCUGGGUGUGUGGCGGAACCGUGAAGGAGGUUCUGGGAGGAACCGUGAAGGAGGUUCUGGGUGUGUGGCGGAACCGUGAAGGAGGUUCUGGGUGUGUGGAGGAACCGUGAAGGAGGUUCUGGGAGGAACCCUGAAGGAGGUUCUGGGUGUGUGAAGGAACCGUGAAGGAGGUUCUGGGUGUGUGGAGGAACCGUGAAGGAGGUUCUGGGAGGAACCGUGAAGGAGGUUCUGGGUGUGUGGAGGAACCGUGAAGGAGGUUCUGGGAGGAACCGUGAAGGAGGUUCUGGGUGUGUGGAGGAACCGUGAAGAAGGUUCUGGGUGUGUGGAGGAACCGUGAAGGAGGUUCUGGGUGUGUGGAGGAACCGUGAAGGAGGUUCUGGGUGUGUGGAGGAACCGUGAAGGAGGUUCUGGGUGUGUGGAGGAACCGUGAAGGAGGUUCUGGGUGUGUGGAGGAACCGUGAAGGAGGUUCUGGGUGUGUGGAGCUCACGAGUUGAGCUGUGGAUGUUUUAAAGGCUCUGAACAUCUCGUCAAUCAAAGUCUCUUCAUCUCAGAACCCCUCCUCCUCCUCCUCCUCCUCCUCGUUGUUGUUGUUUAUUUGUUUACACCGCCAAAGAAACCAGAAGCUCACUGAGCGUGCUCAGAAUCUUCUUCUCUGGUAUUUGACGUAUCGUUGCUGUGGACUUUGUCGCCCCCUGCUGGUUCCCGGAGGUCCUGAGGACGGGAUCCUGUGUGGACAGAGUAUUGUUUUUAAAAUGUAGAGAACAUACGUUUAAAAUUAAUAUAUUACGAUCAUAUUAAUGUUCUCUUAUAUAUUCACAUUCUAAAUUUAUGUUUUGAAUCUCAGAAUACUUCAAACUUCACUUCCUAACUGAGAUUAGUUAACUGAGGUUAGUUAACUGAGGUUAGUUAACUGAGAUUAGUUAACUGAGGUUAGUUAACUGAGAUUAGUUAACUGAGAUUAGUUAACUGAGGUUAGUUAACAGAGAUUAGUUAACUGAGAUUAGUUAACUGAGGUUAGUUAACAGAGAUUAGUUAACUGAGAUUAGUUAACUGAGAUUAGUUAACUGAGAUUAGUUAACUGAGGUUAGUUAACUGAGAUUAGUUAACAGAGGUUAGUUAACUGAGGUUAGUUAACUGAGAUUAGUUAACUGAGGUUAGUUAACUGAGAUUAGUUAACUGAGAUUAGUUAACUGAGGUUAGUUAACAGAGAUUAGUUAACUGAGAUUAGUUAACUGAGAUUAGUUAACUGAAGUUAGUUAACUGAGAUUAGUUAACAGAGGUUAGUUAACUGAGAUUAGUUAACUGAGAUUAGUUAACUGAAGUUAGUUAACUGAGGUUAGUUAACUGAAGUUAGUUAACUGAGAUUAGUUAACAGAGAUUAGUUAACUGAGAUUAGUUAACUGAAGUUAGUUAACUGAGGUUAGUUAACUGAAGUUAGUUAACUGAGAUUAGUUAACUGAGAUUAGUUAACAGAGAUUAGUUAACUAAGAUUAGUUAACAGAGGUUAGUUAACUGAGGUAAACUUCUACCAGACCAACAGAGUGACUUUGGACCAUUCAGUCCUAAAUGGUUGAACUGGUCUGUUUAGACCAGCUGACUCUUUUGUCUCCUUGUGUGUGUUUUGCUGGUCGUUGAAGGGUUAAAGGUCAAAGAAGGGUCAAAGGUCAACGCUCUAAGCGGAGGGGAAACAUGGCCGACACUACGGGAAAUCCUCUAGAAACACUAACCAGUUCAACUAGUUUAACCAGCAAUAUCCUCCUUCUUCUGCUCUACUUGAAUAUAUUCGCCCUGGAUUGAAUUCAAGCGUCGAGUAGCAUCGGACUGACGAAUGAAACGAUGGCACGAUGUGUGGGGGGAGGAGCUAGAGGGGCUGGCUCCUCCCACACGUCCAGAACGGAGUUCAGUCAUUUAAUAUAUUUUUAGAGGUGUUUUCUAUUUGUGUUGUCAGCGUAUCACCAUGUGUAUAAACAUACAUGUUCAAUAGAGAGGCAUAAACCACAAUAACCGCUGUAUAGGAAGUCGUAUUAGCAGAUUUAUAAGGUGUGAAGUUCCUUUUUAUUUUUAAAAACAACAACUUGCAUACAAAUUGUGUAAAUAUAUAUUUUGUGUAUUUGUACCCUGCGAGCCUCGUGAACCCUCCGUCGUGUCUCCGAGGAGAAGCCUUGUGUUUGUAAUCGAUGAUGAAGAUGAUGAUGAAGAGUCAUCACAGCUGCACCGCGUGGAUCACAACCGAUCACCGCGUUGGCCUCUACCUCCGGAUCAAUAACUUUGGCUUUUGUUUACCUCCAUCUUUCACAAUUUACAACAAAAAAACACUUGAUUGUCCAUUUGAAGCUUUUAUACUGAAAUUAUGUCACGUCCUUCCUGCUGACCCCCCCCCCCCCAACGACCACCUGACAUCAAUAAAUGCAUUAUUAUUAAUAUUAAUAUCAAUAGCCAAGGUUUCCCCGACUCUUAGUCCACGUUGUCUCUUCCACAGCGGUGUGUUCAAGGACCCGCCCGCCAUCAAACCAUCAUUGCCGCAUUGCAUUGUGGGAUAAUUUCAAUUUGGAGACUGUAAUAUUUUACUUUUGGUUUAAUACUGGGGUUUAAGAAGUACUAAAAUAUGUAAUAAUGUUCUCGUUAAAGUUUAGUAGCAUCUUGUCCAAUCAGGGUCCAUUAUUUAAUUUAGUUUGAACAUUUUCUAUAUUUUAUGACGGCUGCUUUUCUGAUUUUAAAAAUCUAAAAUAUGUCAAUAAUACAUCAUUAUAAUUAAUAAAUCACGAUCACAUUGGGACCACACUUAAAAUAUUACAUUUCAGUCAUUUUUUUGUAAUUUUACUUAUUUUUACGUAUUCAGAACAGAUGGUUUUAUCUGCUCUGUUUAGUAUUUUCUUAAUUAUUUUAUUAUUAAGUCAUGUUAAUAAUAAACGGCACUAGUUUUUAGUUUUGCCUUCCGUUAGUUAAUUAAUUAGAAUCAUAUUCUAAUUUAUUAAGUUGUGUUUCUCGGUUUGCUUCUGAAUUUGCGGUGUUUAUGAAUUUUUAAUUGUUUUAUAAAUAUUAUUAAAUGUUAAAAGGACAAACUUCCUGGAUCUGACUCCAGUUGUCCUCCACCAAACUAUA